Messenger RNA from Pseudopipra pipra, 4937 nucleotides. It is a transcript of the gene SYT2, whose product is annotated as synaptotagmin 2. The transcript has 8 exons. The record is from RefSeq and is a predicted model, not a curated record. Gene Ontology annotation, biological process: regulation of dopamine secretion; regulation of calcium ion-dependent exocytosis; synaptic vesicle endocytosis. Gene Ontology annotation, cellular component: exocytic vesicle; axon; synaptic vesicle membrane. Gene Ontology annotation, molecular function: calcium-dependent phospholipid binding; syntaxin binding; phosphatidylserine binding. The coding region runs from base 22 to 1269 and encodes 415 amino acids. Lineage: Eukaryota; Metazoa; Chordata; Aves; Passeriformes; Pipridae.
GUUUCAGGGAGCCCCUGAACCAUGACGUUCAAACAAGCGUCUAUGAUGGCCCCAGAGGCCACGGCCACCACGAUGCCCAUGAGCACGAUGGAGAACUCCACCGAGGCCGCGGGGCCAGGCGAGAGCAAGGAGGACAUGUUCACCAAGCUGAGGGACAAGUUCAUGAACGAGCUCAACAAGAUCCCCCUUCCACCCUGGGCCCUCAUCGCCAUCGCAGUGGUAGCCGGACUCCUCAUCCUCACCUGCUGCUUCUGCAUCUGCAAGAAGUGCUGCUGCAAGAAGAAGAAGAACAAGAAAGAGAAGGGCAAAGGCAUGAAGAAUGCCAUGAACAUGAAGGACAUGAAGUCAGGCAACCAGGACGACGAUGAUGCAGAGACGGGUCUGACGGAGGGGGAAGGUGAGGAGGAGGAGAAGGAGCCAGAGAACCUGGGCAAGCUGCAGUUCUCACUGGACUACGAUUUCCAGGCCAAUCAGCUGACAGUGGGAAUCCUCCAAGCCGCUGAACUGCCAGCUUUGGACAUGGGGGGCACCUCAGACCCUUAUGUCAAGGUGUUCCUGCUGCCUGACAAGAAGAAAAAGUACGAGACCAAAGUGCAGAAGAAGACACUCAACCCUGCCUUCAACGAGACCUUCACCUUCAAGGUGCCCUACCAAGAGCUGGGUGGGAAGACGCUGGUGAUGGCCAUCUAUGACUUUGACCGCUUCUCCAAGCACGACAUCAUCGGGGAGGUGAAGGUGCCCAUGAACACGGUGGACCUGGGCCAGCCCAUCGAGGAGUGGCGGGACCUGCAGAGCGGGGAGAAGGAGGAGCCAGAGAAGCUGGGAGACAUCUGCAUCUCUCUCCGGUACGUGCCCACGGCCGGGAAGCUCACUGUCUGCAUCCUGGAGGCCAAGAACCUGAAGAAGAUGGAUGUCGGGGGUCUCUCAGAUCCCUACGUGAAGAUCCACCUGCUGCAGAAUGGCAAGAGGCUGAAGAAGAAGAAGACCACAGUCAAGAAGAAGACCCUGAACCCUUACUUCAAUGAGUCCUUCAGCUUUGAGAUCCCCUUCGAGCAGAUACAGAAAGUGCAAGUGGUGAUCACGGUGCUGGACUAUGACAAGCUGGGGAAGAACGAAGCCAUCGGCAAGAUCUUCACGGGCUGCAACUCCACCGGCACAGAGCUGCGGCACUGGUCCGACAUGCUGGCCAACCCCCGGCGGCCCAUCGCCCAGUGGCACUCGCUGAAGCCAGAGGAAGAAGUAGAUGCAGCUCUCGGGAAGAACAAAUAGGCGGCUCUGGCGGCCGGCGCGGCACUCGGACAGUCGGCGCGGCCCAGAGCUACUGAUACCUCGGUUCUGCAACCCCCCGUCUUGGUUUUUUUGUUCUGUUUUAAGCUGAAAUGCCCUUUGAUGGCUCUGGAAGGGUUUCCAGGCAGUCCCAAUAGCUUCCAGGGGAAGAGGUUAAAGACACGGAUGGUUCUUUUCGUUCUUCAGCAUCGCUCCCUUUGUGCUGCAUGUCCUGCCGCCUCCGCUCACCAUCCCUGCCCAGUGCAAAGCCACCGGCGUGCCUGGGACCUUCCCCGGCAGCCACGUCACCAGCCUGCAGCACUGCUGCUGUCAUCCUUCCCUUGGGAUCACGUGGGGAACCAUGGAAAGUUGCAUGGAGGUGAUACCGGAGACUGACGGUGUGGAAUGACUAGACCCACUGUGCUUGCUCGGGUCAUGGUCAGCUGUAGGACAGCAAAACAGUGGAGAAGACUCUCUGGAAAGAUCCAGGUGCCUCCCCCUGGUCUUCCCCAGGGAUGGCUGAAUGCCUUUGGUCAGCUCCAGGUUUGGCUUCUCUGGGGAGAGGUUUGCAGGGGAUCCUCUCUGUGGCUGGUGUGGUGGUGGGGUGCUGAGCCCUUGGUGUUGCAACUGGAGCUGUGGGGGCCUGUCUGAGCCCCGGGAGCCCUGGGGGGGCUGCUCUGAGGAGACAUGGAUGUGGAUGCACCAUCAGUGCAUCAAUCACCACCAUCGCCACCAUCUCCACUGUGUCCCCAGAGGCCAAACAAGGGCAGUGCUGGGUGAAAUCUGUAGGUCAAGAUGCUUCCACAAGGCAGGUUUAUGCUGAGAGGUCUCCAAACGUGGUGAGGGCAGAACCCCAGAGCAGUGCCAGGUGCCUCCCCAAAGCCCAUCCAUUGUGUGUCACCAGGGCUCAGACCCACCGUGGGCACCCCGGCACAGCCUGGGGGCAGCUGGGGGGGCUUUGGGGAGCUCCAGCCCCACCACUGCAGCCCACCCGAUGUAGACGACGAGAGCGAGCCCAGGGCCAAAAAGGGACCAAAGCCUCUGACCCCCACAAGCUGCUACUCCCCACCAGGCCACUGGCUGCCAAAUCUACUCCAUCCUGCUCCCUUCAGGGUGUUUAAGCCAUAUCCGUGUCCCUGACAGUGGGCAAGAGCUUCUCCAGACCACCUCUCCCACUGUCAGACCAAGCCCCUGAGCUGGAAAGCCAACACUGUUCCCUGCAGCUGGGAGAGGAUCCAGCAGCCCUGCCCAGUUCAGCCCAGUCUGUACUGGAGCUCUGACAUGAGCCGGUGUCCCCAUCCCAGCUUUGACUCCCCGUCAGCCUCACGCUCACAGCUCCACUUGGCUUCCCUGGACUUGGUUUUGGGGGUUCUGCCACAGUGCAGCAGUGAAGGGCGUUGCCACAAUGGAGCUGAGCCCCGGGGACGCCCCAGCACUGGGGCCACUGCUCUGGGGGGUCCAAUGUCUGGGCUGGGAGCUUGGUGCAGUCCUGAGUCUGGGGACAAAGUGCCAAAACUGAGCUCAGCCCAGCAGUGUUGGAGACUUCAGCAGCUCCCACAGCUUCCGGUUCCGAAAGGGCAUCCUGGCCCUGGCUGGAGGUGGGGAGAUGAUGGGAAAUUUGGUGGCAGCCACAUCUCAGGGGUUUCAGAUGGACACAGGGAUCAGCCCUUGCCCCUAGAGGGACAUGCAGCUCUGGGACGGUUCCCCAGGGAAGGAUGGCUCCAUCCUUAGGAGCUUUGGGCUCAGGUAACCAGGCUGCAUGGGGGGGGAUGUUGGAUGGGCACCUCCAACGACCACCUCCACCACCACCAUGGCUGCGCUUGGCUCAUGCCCCGGUGAAAGUGGCACUAGGGUCACACCAGGUUUGAAGGGGUCAUCAAGCAAGUGGUCCCACAAGGCUAUCUCCACCUUUAAUAAGUCCCUUUUCCUAAUCAAUGUGUCAGCAUCAGCAAAUGGGUCUUGCCCUGCUCCUGUAGCCAAAGGGAGAAGAAGUCUCGGGAUGCUUUUAAUUAAAGGGGGAGUUGAGAGGGUGAGGAUGCCCCACAGCGAGGAGCACUAGCUGGAUUCAGUCUCACUUUGGGGUCCAUCCAGCCACUGGUUGGGGCGGGGGUUUGCCUUACACGGAAAUGGGUUAAAAAAGAAGAAAUUGGAAAGAGCACUGAAAUCCUCCUGUUGGCAGUCAGAGAGAGUGCACAGCCCUGCAGCCUCCCCUGGGGAGCAGGUGGAGUUGUGCAUACCUGUACACGUGCACACCUAUACACCUGCACAGCUGUACACACCUGUACACACCUGUACCCCUGCACCCCCUCCUGUGCACCCCCAUCCACACCCCUCCCCCCCACACCCCACCCGCACCCCCAGACCUGCCAGGGUCUCACCAGGAGCAGAGAUCCCACCUGGCUGGUUUCCAUUCAGACUCUCUAAGCCUGGGGGGUGGGAGGGGGGGAGGGGGAAGACUGUGACUUUAAUACAUAAUUUAAUUUAUUUUUUUUUUAAUAAAAAGGGGAAAACCAACCAACGUAUUGAAGCCAUCUGCGCUGCCUCUGACCCCCCUCUCCCCCCCCCCCCCCUUAGCUAUGUGUAGGUAAAAUAUAUGGAGACAUAGCUGUAAAUACCACGAGCAGUGCAUGUGAUGCAGCCGUAGCAGUAGCAGCAUGGCCCCCGCCCGGCGCUGCCGCCGCCCCCGGCACCGCCGUCCCCACCUCGGCCUUCAGCGAGGGGGGACACGGCGACCAAGGGAACUCAUCGCUCGAGAGCUCUCCACCGCCCUGGUUAUUUUUACCCCCUCAAUAAAACGAAAACCCCCAAUAAAAUCAUGUAAAAGAAGAAAAUAAUGCCAAGAAGCAGAAGCAUGCCAAGCCCGGCCCGCCAGCGGAGCCGUCACCGAGCAGCCCGUGCCAUCCAUGUGUGUCUUGUUCCUGUACCUCGUCGCGUUUGUCCCAUGGCCGGGUAGCGGCAACAUCGUGGCUUCCGUGUCCUGUGUGGCGUUGGUUCAUCUCACCGUCAGAGCAACUUUAGAAGCCAUAUAAGAGCACGGUGAGCCGUGACCUCCUUCCCCCGUGUGUCCACCGUCCCCCUGGUUUCGUGGGGCUCAGGCUGCCAGGGCGAGCAUCGGCCACGGCCUCGGUGGCCACAGAUGCCGCUGCCAACCCGGGCGAGGGAACGGGGCAGCGCUGGGCACAGACGCCGGGGCCGACCUGCCGGGGGCAUUUCUGUGAUGGAAAAGCUGGUGGUGAAAAUGCUUUUCGGAGCAAUUUGGGUUAUAUCUGCCACGUCCAGUCAGGUGGUUUCUGUUUUUGGGGAUGAGAGCUGGCAUUCCCCUCUCCUGGCUGCCCCGCGGAGCAAACCCAGCUGUGCCACAGAGAUGCUCCCGGGGUUAAAAGGAAGAGAAGCCGCGAGUCUUGGCAACAGGCUCUGCUUUCUUUUCCUUUUUCCCCCCUCAAACUGGAAGGGAGGAGCCAGCUCCUUCGGGAGUCGCAGGCUCGGCCAUUCCCGGCCCCCCAGUGCCGGCCCCGCUCUGCCCCGUCCCGGCCCCGCAGCGCUCGGCUCCGGCGGAAGCUGCUUUUAACGCCCCUUCCCCUCGUGUGGACUGUGUCGUUCCCGUCUCUGAUCGUUCGAUGGUUAUUUUGUAAUGAUCUCUGUCUCCUUAUUAAAGAAACGAGCUGAAAGGA